Molecule: messenger RNA, 2703 nt
Organism: Cladophialophora immunda
Lineage: Eukaryota; Fungi; Ascomycota; Eurotiomycetes; Chaetothyriales; Herpotrichiellaceae
Exons: 1
Coding region: 241-1542 (433 amino acids)
Source: RefSeq, a predicted model, not a curated record
GCCGGCAUCACCUACCAACAGACGAGGGCGUAUUCGGCCCCGAUAAAGGGUUUCCUCGUGGGGUGAAAAAGGCCUGGCCGAGCAGAGGCCGGCAUCAUUCUCGUCCCAAAGCGGGCUGAUUCGCUAGCAGGAUUUCUAUCCCUUGCCAUUAUCUAAGUCGCCCACUGUUACUCUGCGCUGACCACAGCCUGUGUCCGCGCUACGUUCCACAGCCCUGGCCUGUUAUGUAGUCUGUCAAAAAUGUCUGCCGAUUUGUAUGCAGCGUUUAUGGCGGAGGAGACGCCUCCAAAGCCAGAGGGGACAAGCAAUACACAGCCAUAUGUCGCGGCGACGACUGCGACUUCCACAAACGCUUCCAGUAUUCAGGCCCCAACUUCGAACACGAGAAUGGCUCAAGCAGCCCAGCAGCAAAAGGUGUCUUCACCCCUCUGGCAGCGAGAUCCGGGGGGGAGCGAUAUCCUGUUUGAUGCCGAACAAGCUGACUCCGGAGACGAAUUUGGUGACUUUGAGAUGGCGGGCGACUCCCCGAGUGAUAGGAACAAUACCAGACAGAAUAAUUCUCUGAGGCACGAGUCUACCAAGACACAAAAUCCGGCACCUUUAGCUUUUGACCUUCCGGAACCAAUUGAGAUGCUCAAUUCCUCGUCGCAUCCAGAAAUGAGAGUCCCCACAACCUCAAACAUCCAGCGAACCCAGAGUGGUACGGAAAGCACGGAAAUCGACGUGAAACCUUCUUGGGACGAUGAUUGGGGCGACUUUGAACAGACGGAGCCUCAACCUCCUCAAUCGGUUGCGAAAGUGACCGCUCAGUUGUCCGAUGAUGAAUGGGAGCCUGUCGAAGACGGAGUGCCUGCGUCAAUGCAGCAGAUUUCCCACCCGAAGUUUCCAUCAAUAAAAGGCAAAGCUGCGGAGGCCACUUUGCAAUCCAGUACCCAAGCGUUGGCUUUUGAGCGGCCUAACAAUGUCCCGCCGCCGUCCUCGCUUCUGCAGUUGCUCUCCUCUGUUUUUGAAUUCAUCCACCAAAACAAUGCUGAUAGUAUGAUGUCGCAAUCGGAGUUAGCGUCAAGGUUGCUGGUUGUCUUUCGAGUUUCCAGCCGAAUCGUCGCCGGCAGGACCCUACGGUGGAAGAGGGAUACCGUCCUAGCUCAGAGUGUGAGGAUAGGUCAGUCAGGCAAGAGUGGCGGAAUGAAACUAGCAGCAGUAAACAAGAGUGAGACAGCCAAGGAAGAACGAGACACUGAAGAAAUGGUUCGACAUUGGUCAAGCUACGUCCACGAAUUCAACAGCAUCCUUGCUCAAGCUGAAUUUCCUCCAUACCGGAUGAGACUGACUGCCUCCCCUCCCAUCAAGAGAUUGGGACAAACCAAUCCCCCUGACUUGUCAAAGCAAUGCGCACUCUGUGGGUUGAAGCGUACAGAAAGAUUAACCGAUGUGGAUUUCGACGUGGAUGACAUUUUCGGUGAGUUUUGGGUUGAACACUGGGGCCACAAGGACUGCUUCGACUUCUGGUAUUCGUACAAGAAUAUGCUCGAACACCGUUAGGCACGACCAUUAUCUUAAGGAUAUACCACCGGGAUUCGCUUCCGCAGACUUCGAAAUUCUGUCUCGGUGCCGGAAUGCACCUUUCACUCGCAGCAAUCGUCCUCAUUCCAGAUGCUGCAGGGGCCGGACGCAUCGGGACACGGAUCAUCAAGCUCGUACCUGUCGGCCUCUCCCUCCACCUCAGCUUCUGUCCAAUGGAAAACCUCGCACCCGUCGCACUCAAAAUUUGAGUCAGGGUCGUCGCCGCACAAGCAAGGACCCCAGGACCGAUUGUCAUUGCUGGAACCCAUCGUCCUGUCGCAAUCGAAACAGGUGCGAAUGGAAAUACCCCCGAAGGCAUUUCCUCGCCACUGUCUUUUUCUUUCAUCAUAUGCCGUGUCUUGCUCCAUGGUUACACCAGGCCUGGCAUACCCUUCCGGCUCGUCCCAUGACCAGGCUGCAGAAGAGUUGAAGUUGAUUGCUGGACGGUAUAGGAGACAGUGAUGGCAGAAGAGAAAGUCUUGGGGCAUCCAGGACGUGAGCCUCGACAUCAGGACCAUAUACGUAUCGUGGUCCCCGGGACAUUCCCAUCGAGCUUGUUUGAUAAAUGGCGUAACGUGUGCAGCCAUGGCCUUAGAGGUGAGUGCGAGACUGAUCAUAUUCGCUUUGCAUGAUAUCUUUUGGAAGAUGCAAGUUAGGGCGCAAGGUGGAAGGCAUUCGAAGGCUGACAGUGCCUUGGGGCUUGAAGUGGCCGUCUGAGACUAGUUUGACAUCAGAUCGAAGUUUUCGAAAAUGAUAGCAAUUGGGCUGACCGUUUGUGGAAACCAAACCUCACUCAAAUCGAUCUUGAAGUCCUGGUGUUUUGAUUCCUGCCUACGGUGCGGCGAAGGGGCUGAGGAGGUGACCUGACAUUUUGUGUUGUUCUGCACCGAUGUUUCAGUCCUUGGGAGGGGACAAAACCAACAGUCUCCGUCAGGAAGAGACCACACCAUGGUAUGAGGAGAGAGCACGUCGCAUACACUGCGAGACAGCAUCCAAGCCAUGUGAGCUGAAUACUUGACAGGACUGGAAUCUUACAGCAUUGAACAGGGCUUUUAUCGAAGAAGAAAAGAAUGGUCAAACAAGUUUUUUAGGUACAAUCAGAAUAGAUUGUCGAUCGAAUGGUGACGAGAAAGUGAAAAU